Molecule: messenger RNA, 573 nt
Organism: Chilo suppressalis (striped riceborer)
Lineage: Eukaryota; Metazoa; Arthropoda; Insecta; Lepidoptera; Crambidae
Source: the annotation of a GenBank genome assembly
AUGUUCAAGCUGGUGGUGUUGUCCUCCCUGUUGGCCCUGGCUGCGGCCUCGCCUAGUGGUUUCGGAGCCUUAGGGCUCGGAUUGGGUGGUCUUGGCUGGGCUGGUUUGGCGUCUCCUCUGGCAGCACCUAUCGCCGCGCCUUGGGCGCCUGCUGUUGCCGCUCAUGGCGUAGCGGUGGCGCCCGCUAUUGCGGCCGCGCCAGUGCUCGGACACGCAUACAACUACAGGGGACCUCUGUCGCUGGCUCCCGGACAGCCCGCCAACAUCCUUGCUGCUGACGGCAGGCCGCUUGACACCCUCAGCGUGAACUUGGAUCGUGCCGCGCACCUCACCGCCCGCGCCGUGAGCGGCGGUCAUCUGCUGAGGAAGAGGUCCGCCCCCAUCCUGGCUCCCGCCGCUGCGUGGUCGCACUCCGCCCGCAUUGACAUUCCCUCGCGGUUGAUCGCCUCGGCGCUGCCCGCUGUCGCCGCCGUUGGUUGGCCCGGCGCCCGCGCUGCUUGGGGUGCACCUGUGGCUGCUCCCUGGGGUGUUGGACCUCUGGGCCCCGCUGGGGUUAUCGGUCACCUUGGUUAA